CUGGCUCGACAAGCCACGCUGAUCUGCCAUGGUACUACAAGAAUUACGAAACCAUUCAAAGCGAUAGGUAGACAUUCUCUCGGGAACAGAAAUGGAUGUAAUCUGCGGCCCAUCAUCCCUCAACCAAGAUGGUGACGAUGCCGACUCUCUCACAAUCGACACCCGGGUCCCAAGGCUCGAGCGGACCCAAUCGAUACACGAAGAUGACGACGGGAAUGCGACUGCCGAGCUCACGUCGAUUAUGCUGACGGCGUCAAACCCGGUAUCGCCUGGGGUGCCUAGUCCGCCGCUAGACCAGGUGCGAAUGCAGGACUUCAUCCCGCCCACACGGCCGAGCAGCACCCCGUUUCCCCAACUGGAACUGCGUAACACCGAGUUGCGCUGCCUGAGCUGUCAAACUAGCCGCUUUCUAGACCCGAGUACCCCGGUUCCUACCGAUCUAUCGACGUUACAAUCGCCUGGUACCAGCGUCGGCGCGCGGCUGGGCCUUAAUGAUCUUCCCGCCGAAAUACACGAAUGCAUCCUCGACCACCUCUUCGGCUUCCGAGUCUCAGCCACAUCAAAGAGUUCGGUGAUGCGCUGGGGGACCGCCCUACGGCACCCUCGGAGGAAAGAGCUGUCCGAGCUGUCUCUGGUGAGCGGGGCAUGGAGGAUAUUGAUCCAGGAGCGACUGUACCGGCACAUCAAGUUGAAGGCCUCGGUUGAUUCGUUAAGCGCCGCGCAUACAUAUUUCUCAGCUCGUCCCCAUCUGCGAUCCUAUGUCAAGCACAUCGAAAUAUGGUUCCCGGUCUUCCAACCGAAGUACUGGCCCCUGGCGCUGUCGAAUGCGAACACGCUUCCGACGGUCACGCCCGAUGGUCUGACGACAGCAUCCUAUGUACUGCCGAUGGAUAACUGCUCCUUGGAGGAGGCGUUUGAUUUCGUGGCCGAAUGUCUCCCAGAGGUCUAUGUCCUGACGCUAGAGGGUGGUGAACGGAAGAAGGCGCCCAAAGUCAGACACUGGAUUCGAGAUUCCGGCCAGCAGAUGCACAGGACGAUGCCAAAGAUUCGCUCGAUACGCACGCUUAUCUGCAAGGGACAGUGGAACCUUAUAAGAGGGGAAGAGGACUUUGAGACGAUCAUGUCGGCGCUGCCCAACCUGCAGGAGUGGCACGGUUCCUACAGCAAGCCCAAGUCCAAGAGCUACCUCACCAUGGCAGAUAUUCUCGUGAAACCCAUGCGCCUAACCAGUCUCGACCUCUGCAUCGAGGGAGAUUACCGUCGGGAACUGUCGUUCCCGCCGUAUUUCCUCAAGGUGUCCAACAGGCUGCACUUCUGUUCACGUUUGGCCUCCAGCGCUGCAUCCCCGUCACUGGAGCACAUCUCAUAUACGGGCAGAGUCUGCAAGCAGUUCUUCCUCGACCUCACGGCCAAGCGCAAGGACCCCAGACAGACACGCCUCAAGUCCAUCGACCUGACGGUGAAGAACUGCUGUCGGAAUGUGGAGCAUUGGAACGAGUCCGGGUCCGGCAUAACGGACAUGAACUUCAUCAACGCAUUCGAGGAACUGGUCAUUGCCGGUAUUCGAGCCCUGGGGAGACUGAAGUCGGUUGAGUACUUGAGGAUUCGCUAUGUGGACCUGGACUCGCCAUUCCCACCGCUCAACCCAUACUUCCUCUUACGUGACAGUCGGUGCUCGGGUGUUUGGAGUGACGCUAUCGUCGCCGAGCUCAACCGCUCCCGACCUGAGGCCCUUUUCGAAGAGCUAUCCGAGUCGUUUGGUGAGAUGGGAUAUAACAAAAACGGACGCAUCAACUUCAGCCCCGAAUUUCCCAAGUCGAAAGCCAUGUCGCUGAAGCUGUCCAACUAUGCGCUGUUGAGCGCCGGGAUGUCGAUUCCGUGAGGGCAGGUGCCUGAUGCUGUUCCACACAAAAGACACAUGUGAUUUUCGAUUGUUUGAGCCAAGCAUCGAGGGGAAAGUUCUUACACUUUUGCCCUCGUCCGGCUUCGUCGUUUAGGGGCGGGAAGUAAUCAACCGGGGGCGUCUGGGGCCCGAUACCCGUAAAAGGUAACCAUAUAUCUUGUGCAUCUGCUUGUGGCUUUUGGAACGCAGGGCAGGUAUUCGAUUGUGGCGGAUAUUGUGACAUUUGGGAUCUGGCCGGGACGGUCACCCAUGGAGUUGAGUGAUAGGAGGCAUGCAUUCUAAAAUGCCUACGGCGUGCCGGAGCGGGUU
Messenger RNA from Chaetomium strumarium, 2212 nucleotides. RefSeq lists its product as uncharacterized. The record is from RefSeq and is a predicted model, not a curated record. The transcript has 2 exons. Bases 92 to 1882 code for a protein of 596 amino acids. Lineage: Eukaryota; Fungi; Ascomycota; Sordariomycetes; Sordariales; Chaetomiaceae.